Molecule: messenger RNA, 1208 nt
Organism: Malus domestica (apple)
Lineage: Eukaryota; Viridiplantae; Streptophyta; Magnoliopsida; Rosales; Rosaceae
Source: RefSeq, a predicted model, not a curated record
GCCACUGGUGAGGGCUCCGGCAGUUUUUCUCAGCUUGCUGCUGAAUCCUCUCAUUCUUUUCCCGCUGAGGUUGCCGCUGCUGCUGUUGCUUCUUGUGGUGCUAGCGUGAUGCCUCCUCUUAUGGCUUCUCUCCCAGCCACGACCUAUUUGCAUGAACUAGUUAGAGAAUUCGGGCAAAUUAGGACGAAGUUGCAAUCCCCAAGGUGCCCUUCUGAGCCUCAACAUCUUCAAGAUCAGUGCAGGAUCUUCAAAGAAUUUAUGCAGAUGGACUUUUCUGCCUCCUUUAGCCUUAAGGCUCUUCAAGCUGCUGAGAGAGCUCUCACUGAAUUAUACCAAGCCCAGCAGAUGACUAAGGUGCAAUAUGAGUCCUUCAUUUCCUUCUUUAAAAAUCUAAGGGCCUUGAGGGAUCAACAUCUUAAGGCUGAGAGGCAAGCCAACAAGGUGAGAUGCUACAAGGAGAAGCACACUUGGACCUCCACUACUUUGCAGCAGCUGGUGGAGGAGGGCUCGACCAUGAAAGAUCGGAUAAUAGUGGUAGCUGCCGAGAUCCAGAAAUUGGAGGAACAACUUUGUGAUCUGAAGGCUGAGGAGACUACUCUCUCGAGCAAGCUAUACAAGAAGAUCGAGGAAGUGAACAUUAUACAUUCUUACGAGGAUUUUAUGCCUUAUUGCAAGUUCCUAAAAGAGGAACGAUUCGACACUUACCAGAUUCCUUUCCAUGGUUUCAAGAUGGAACAAUUCAAGCUAUUCUUGAACGACAACAAAGGAACAAUAAAGAUUGAAGGCCAACGUCCUAAGGGUGGAAGUAGAUGGAGCGGCUUCCGCCAAAAAUUCAAACUUCCUUGCAAUGUUUAUAACACUAAGGAUAUUCAUGCAAGUUUUGGCAAUGGUGUCCUUACCAUAAGACUGCCAAAAAGGGAACCAUUGAUGAUUUCGAAUUCCGACGACAAGUCUGAUCUAUUUGUCUACAACGGUAAGCUUUUCAGGCUGAAAAUCGGCAAAAGAGGAAUCCUCGGAUCAAUUGCACUUGUUGCUGUGGGCGUGGCUGUUGGAGGUUAUGUAAUCCUGAAACACUUGCCAUCUACGCAUGUUGUUGAGAAGCAUUAAUUAAAAGUCACUUGUUAUUUAAAUUUGUUCUAGGGUGUGUUAAGAUUGAACUUACCCAUGUGUAUACAAAUGAGCUCAUUCGUACUCUUCUCUUUUAUUUG